Messenger RNA from Cryptococcus amylolentus CBS 6039, 1118 nucleotides. RefSeq lists its product as hypothetical. Gene Ontology annotation, cellular component: cytoplasm. The coding region runs from base 141 to 1118 and encodes 325 amino acids. The transcript has 7 exons. The record is from RefSeq and is a predicted model, not a curated record. NCBI's taxonomy places the organism in Eukaryota, Fungi, Basidiomycota, Tremellomycetes, Tremellales, Cryptococcaceae.
CGCGGGGCCACCAGAGGUCGGGGUUCCGAGUGUUGGGUUGUAAAGUUAUAGAUUAAGCCAGGCGCAGGAUCAGUCGCCUCAGUCAAGCCAAGUUUGAUCAAGCAUACAUUGCUCCCGCAUAUUGAUAUUAUUAGCUCAACAUGUCCUCCACAUUCAACAUCGCAGGUCAGCAAGUCGGCCGUAUGGCCUACGGUCUAAUGCAGCUCACAUUGACCGCCACCCCUCCCUCUGAUGAAGACGCUUUCGCAGCGAUGAAAACUGCAGUGGACAACGGCUCAAACUGCUGGUCUUCUGCCGCUUUCUACGGCCCUCCCACAGAUCCAUUCGCCAACAUCAAGCUUCUCCGUCGAUUCUUCGACAAAUAUCCCGAGUACAAGACCAAGGUUGUCUUGGUGAUCAAGGGCGGAGUGGUUUUCACGGGGACCGGCCCUGUCGCUGUCGGCGACGAUCUGGACUACCUUCGAAAAGAGCUCAAGACUUUCAAGGACAUCCUCGGCGACAAAGCCGUCGACGUCUUUUCUCUCGCUCGUCUUCCCAACCCACCUGUAGAAGACAUCUUCAAGGGGCUCGUCACUUUGCAAAACGAGGGCUGGUUUAACGCUAUCGCCGGGAGUGAGAUGUCUGCCGCUUCUUUGGAGAGAGCUUCCAAGAUCACGCCAAUCGUCCUUAACGAAAUCGAAGUGUCACUCAUGUCAUACGAACCCUCCAUCCGCGCCGCUAUCGCCUGGUCCGAAGCAAACAAAGUCCCCUUCUUCGCCUAUUCUCCCCUCGGUCGCGGUCUUCUCACACGUACCUUCACCACCCCCGACCACGCCCCAGGCUCUGCAGGGGCCCAUACCCCUAGACUUCAGGGAGACGCGUUCUAUCAGAAUAUGAAGCUGGUGGAUUUGGUAGAUGAGAUAGCGGAGAAGAAGGGUGUGAAGAGCGGAGAGCUCGCUCUCGCCUGGUCUAUGCCUCUUCCUGGCACAACCAAGCCCGAGCGUGUCAUUGAGAACAUCAAUGCUGCCAACAUCAAGCUUACAGCCGAGGAACUUGGUGCUCUACAGCACAUUGUCGAUACUUUCGAGGUUAAAGGCCCACGUUAUAUCGAGGCCGCUCUUCCAGAUCUGAUGAAGUAG